UAUCGUUUUUCGUCUUCUUCGUGACAUGGACAUCCGUCAUCAGGCGAAUUGAAAAUUUGAUUGAAACAGAAGUAUUUAUAAAUACAAAUUAUAGGCAAAACUUUAAAAUUAUCAAUACACACUGCUGCUUAUGCGGUUUAAAAUACAGUUAAAGUCGUGCCAUAACAAACUAUUUUGGUAAUCGCUAUCCAACGAUAAACGAACGAGGAAACCUUUUUGGCGAUACGUGAAUGUACAAUUUGUACAAAUCGAGCAGUGGCAUUUCGGGCGCUAAUUAUUCUAAGGUCCUCACUACCGUACCGUUUGUACGUAAAAUGGCUGGGGUCGCAUUGUCAGCCGUAGUAGAGAAGCUAAACGAAUUCGCACCAGAAAAUUUAGCAGAAAAAUGGGAUAAUGUUGGACUGCUUAUCGAGCCAUUCACCAAAAGGAAUAUAACGAAAAUUCUGUUGACUAAUGAUUUAACAGAAAAUGUCAUGAGUGAAGCUUUGGCCAGAAGUUCCGACAUGAUAAUUUCAUACCAUCCACCGAUAUUCGCUCCGCUGAAAAAGAUCACCCAGAAAUCUUGGAAAGAGCGUAUAGUAUCGAUUUGUUUGGAAAACAAAAUUGCUCUAUAUAGUCCUCACACAAGCUGGGAUAGCGUAACCAAUGGAGUGAACGAUUGGUUGGCGGCUUCAUUGCCGGCAGCCAGUGCUCAACCCAUUAUUGAAAAUCUAUCUAAUCCCUCAAUUGGAGCUGGAAGAAUUUGUGUCAUUCAAGGCGAACUUACUCUAGGGGCCGCCGUCGAACGUAUCAAAGCCUAUACCAAACUAAAAGAUGUCCGAGUUGCAGUUGCCGUCAAUAGAAAUCUCGAUGCUCCCAUAAGAACCUUCGCUGUGUGUGCUGGAUCGGGUACCAGUAUUUUGAAGGGAGUUAAGGCCGAUCUCUAUAUAACUGGUGAAAUGUUUCAUCAUGAUAUUUUGGAAGCCAAUCAUCAAAACAUUCAUGUUAUUUUGCUCAACCACAGCAAUUCAGAGCGAGGAUAUCUACCGAUAUUUCGUGAAAUUCUUCGCAACAUGCUCAAAGAUUACCAGUGCAUUCAGAUUGAUAUCUCUGAACAAGACGCCGAUCCGCUUCAGACCUACUGAUUUCCGUUAUACCACUGGUAACACUCACAGCAGGACCCUGGACAAUUGCAACAGCAGCAGCAGCAACACCAACAUCAUCAUCAGUACCAGCAGCUGCCGUCGCGAUUACCCAGUGGUAGUGCAAUCGCAACCAGUGGCCAACACCCAAUGCCAGCAUCCAGUGCUCCCCGACAACCAGUCCCUCCCCCCGCGAAGCAGAAACGAGUCGUUUGCAGCAACAAGAAGCGAAAAACUAAAUAAUUUAAUUAUGUUUCGUCGUAAACGAAACGAUUACUGAAUUUUCACAUAAAAGUUUUAUCUUGCUUAUUUUUAAGAUUUUGGAUUAUCAAGUUUUGAAUCCUUGUAGGUUCUUUGGAUUCCUCCCUCGUGUGGUUUUUGUCACGAUCAAGGUGCAAAACAGAAUACGAUAAUGAAAUGAUUGUUAUUUGAAAAUGUUCCUAAUUUGUUUGAUUGUCUAAAUUUAAUUUUACAACCGACCUUGAAAAUAAUUCAGUCAUUCUGGUCGACCAACUUAAUAAUGUAAUGAGACUUCAUAUACUGUGCCAAUAGAUAUUUUUAUUUUGAAGUUUUUUAUUGACUAGAUACUACUUUUUUGUUACUGUUUGAAUUCAAUUCAAAUUAACUGCUCCAAAUGGCGUCGUUCUCGAGUUUUUGUCAUCCAAUUUGCGACUAUAUGAGUAAUAGGCCUUGAAAGCUUUCAUCCAUAAGUGACGUAUACAUAAUGAAGGCCAGUGUGACUCAAGGAAUAUAAGAUAAACUGAUUUUUUUUAUAAAAAUGGGUUUUCUUUCUUUUCUUCUAGAAAUUAAGAAAAACAUCAAAUCACACGUGUUUGCUUAAGGAAUUGGCGGAAAAAAUAUUGAAAUAAAAAAAAAAACGAAUUUAUGAAUUGUGUACCUACUUAUCAAAUUUUUAAACUUUGGAAAGUGUUAUUCAAUUCAAAAGUCAAUUUUCUUGAAGAGUGCUUUUUUAUUUGGUAAAACUAAAUAAACCAAAUACUUGGAAUAAAUGUAUGUUCAACAGGAUUUUCCAAUAAAUAAUCACAUAAAUACGAUACGAACUUCAAUAAUUUGAAAUAGGAUUAGGGACAAGGCAUUUACUGCAUUUUCAAGAAAAGCAUUUUUUAUAGGAAAAAAUGUAUAAAUGUAUAACCAACGUUCCUUUUUGACGAAUUUUUUGGACCUAAACAACAAAAGAAAUGUGAUUCUGUGUAGAAAAAUAAACCCGGCGCAAAUAUUGGCAAGGAUAAUUUAUUAUCAAAAAAUUGUAGUUAUAAGUAAUUAAAAAGACAUAAUCUUUACAGUAAAAUGUGGUUAAGCGAUAAGCAUUCAUCAAGCAAAAAUGAUUAAAAUUUGAUUCGAUAGAAUCUAUAUGUGUACUAAUCAAAAUACCCAGUCGUAUUCUAGAAAUAUCGGCCGUACUAUACACGAUGAAGACCUUUUGGUAAAACAAUUCAAUAAACGUAAAUAAUAAUGAAAAAAAAAAAGGAUUUUCCUUUCCUUUGUGCUCAAUAAUUUUUUCUUCAAAUGAAAUCCUGGUUUUCUACUGGUUAUCUAGUAGGUUUGAUUACUAAGUGCUGAACUUUGGAACAGGGAUAUACUUUUUUUUCUUCUACAAUCAGCGUAUCACGUUAUUAAUUCCAAUCCUCCAUCCAACAUAUUUAUAGAUUAGAGAUGUACCGGAUAGUGGUAUUUGGUCAACGGCUCCAAAACCUUCUCAAUUAUUCGGCCGAAUAUUCGGUCGAUUAAAGCUUGCCUACUGGAUGCGUGGCGUUUAACAUGGAAUCGGUCUCAAGCCCUUUUACGAUUUGUUAAACCUCACAUUUGCCAAAACAUAGAUAGGAGACGUGCCUCAGAGCAACGUUUGUUAACAAGACUGAGAAUGGGAAACACCGAACUACAUGUAGGUGCAUCGCCAAAGUGCGGAGUUCAAAAUAAACAUUAGAGCACCUGCAACGGUUCAGGUCCAAAUAUUGGUUUUAGGUAUACCAGUUUAAGCAAAAUUUUAAAUUUUGGAAUCGGCUAAAACAUGCGCUCCCCACCGGUGUGAUAGCAAAUUUAAAACGGGUACACUUUUAUUGCAGACACUCAAUAAUUGAGAAGAAAAAAACUCAUUUCAAUAGAAAAAUUGCUAAGUUUUGAGUUUUACACCGUAAUUAUUCUACCAGGAUUUCAUUAACUUAAAGUCUUUUCAAUGAAGUUUGAUCGAAAUAAAUUGACGAUUGAAUACCUUUCUUUUUCCAAUUGACUUCGAUCGAUUUCUUCCAGGCCGUAACGAAACCCCCUGUCGAGAUGGAUCGGUUUUGACCGUUUUGACUAGUUUCAACUUGCUUCAUUGACAACGACCUGACUAGUUUCGACCAAAACAUUGGCUCAUUGAACAACUACCAGUUGGCAAAAACCGCAGUUGAAACCGAUUUUUAUCUAUGAUUGAACGAAGCUUUAAAAGCCAAAAUGACUAUACGCAGCGAGAAAAAAAGCUUAAUUGAAACAAAAAAAAAUCAUUUUUCUUUUAAAAAUUGGUUCAUUUUGGGGUGCUGAUUCCAAAUAUUAAUUUAGUUCACCAGUUCUUGUUUUCGAGAUACCUUAGCGUACCGAGAUAGUUUUGAGUUUAACGGUUAAUUGUCUUAAAAUUAAUUCUACGAAUAUUCUUUUUGACAGAACAAUGAUUUCAACUAUUCUACCAGGACUACAUUAAUUUUAAAGCAAAAAUGACUACACAACGAGGAAAAAAGGUC
Uranotaenia lowii is the source of this 3859-nucleotide messenger RNA. Its product is annotated as NIF3-like protein 1. The transcript is spliced from 4 exons. Bases 231 to 1124 code for a protein of 297 amino acids. Gene Ontology annotation, cellular component: mitochondrion; cytoplasm. The record is from RefSeq and is a predicted model, not a curated record. NCBI's taxonomy places the organism in Eukaryota, Metazoa, Arthropoda, Insecta, Diptera, Culicidae.